Messenger RNA from Podarcis raffonei (Aeolian wall lizard), 3817 nucleotides. It is a transcript of the gene NOL4L, whose product is annotated as nucleolar protein 4 like. Bases 538 to 2745 code for a protein of 735 amino acids. The transcript has 12 exons. NCBI's taxonomy places the organism in Eukaryota, Metazoa, Chordata, Lepidosauria, Squamata, Lacertidae. The record is from RefSeq and is a predicted model, not a curated record.
GCAGCCGCGCCGUCCUUGCCCCGGCUCCGCAUCGCGUCCUUGGCCCGCCGGCGCGCCCCGCCCCGUCCCUCGCCGGCCAGCAGAAGAAGCAGCAGCAGCAGCAGCGCCGGCGGCGGCGGCAGCCCGUCGUUGCGCGCGGCGCCCCGGGCGAGGACGAGCCGAGGCGGCGGCUCUAACAGGUGGGAUCCCGCGGCGAGGGGGCGGAGGAGCCAGCGGGCGGGGGCAAAGGAGGAAGGAGCGGCCAGACCCAGCCCCAGCCGCCGACACCGACGCCGCCGCCUGCCAAGCGAGCUGGUGCCCGCGCCACGCCAGCGCCUGCUGCCUCCCCAGCUCUCCGGUGCCUUUCCAGCGCCGCUGUCCCGGCCGCCCCCGUCCGUCCCGCCUGCCCGCCCGCCGCGGCGCCGGCCUCGCCCGCCCGCCCUCGGGGCUCCUCCUUGCGCGCUCGCCUUGGCCACGCCACGCCAGGCAGGGCGCCGCGCUCGGCGCUCGCUCGCGCUCUCCGCCCGGGACAGGGGCUGCUCCGCCGCCGCCGCCGCGAUGCCGAAGCCGACCCAGCCGCCGCCGCCGCCGCCCCUCCUGCUGCGCUCGGCCAGCGGCGGCGGCGGCGGCGGCAGCCGCCCCGGGGACAGCGAGCUGGGCCGGCAGUUCCGGGACUGGUGCCUGCGCACCUACGGCGACUCGGCCAAGACCAAGACGGUGACCCGGAGCAAGUACCAGCGCAUCGCCGAGGUGCUGCAGGGGGGAGCCGGCGCGGGCGGCGGAGGCGGCGGCGGAGGAGAGAAAGGCAAGUUCCAGUUCUGGGUGCGCUCCAAGGGCUUCCGCCUGGGCAACGGCGCUCGGGAGCCGCCGGCCGCGGCGGCGAAGAUGGGUCAAGUGGUGGUCUAUGUGCCGGUGAAGACGGGAACGACUGAAAUUGCUAAUGAGGGGCAGAAAAUAAGCCCAAGAAUGAAGAAGCAGACGUUGAAGAGGCAGGCAGAUAGAGGAGGUGCAGAUGCUGGAAGCUCUAUUGCCACCUCCAAGGAUUCAGAAAAGGGGGCAGAUGGUCUGUCGGAGCCCGAGGGCAUCGCUCUCAAGCGCGUCGCUGUGGUGGAAGAUUUCUUUGACAUCAUCUACUCGAUGCAUGUGGAGAGCUCGGCGGAGCCAGGCAAAGCACCCAAACAUGCCGGGCAGAAGAAGACCUACCGGGCGAUUGCUGAAACUUACGCCUUCCUUCCAAGAGAAGCUGUGACCAGGUUCCUGAUGAGCUGCACUGAGUGCCAGAAAAGGAUGCAUUUCAAUUCCAAUGGGGUGGAGCCCAAAGGUAGGACUGAAAAUGAACCUCCUUCCUCUCUGGUCUCUGGCAUCAUUGACUACAACAUGCCUCUCACCUCCACCUACCUGAAGCAGAUGAAGCUGCGUGUCAUGAAUUCCCAGGAGCAGGAUGAGACAUCGGUGAGCAGUGAGGACUUUGAUAUGAGUGACUCCACAUGGAUGUCAGCUGACCAGCAUCUUAACUCCAGUUUGAGUCCUAGCCAGGAGGAAGGGAUGCGCAGCCCGCAGAACAUCCACAGCCAGGAGGAUGACGAUUCCUCCUCGGAGAGCUGCAGCGGGAACGGCUCCUCAACCCUGAACCCGUCCACCUCCAGCAGCACUCAGGGGGAUGCCGCUUACCCAGAGAUGAACGGGAAUGGAGCUGCCGUUCCCAUGGAUUUCAGUGCCUCCUCUGAGGACCAGCCCAUCAACCUGUGCGACAAGCUGGCACCUGCCCACGUCACCCCCUCCUACCAGUCGGACAGUUGCAGCGCCGAUGGCCUGCGGAGCCGUGCGAAAUAUGGAGCCAAAAGCACAGCCGAGUCGCCUCCGUACAGCUCUGGCAGUUACGAUUCCGUCAAGACCGAGGUCAGCGGCUGCCCUGAAGACCUGACUGUGGGCAGAGCUCCAGCCGCUGACGAUGAUGACGACGAGCACGAUGACCAUGAGGACAACGACAAGAUGAACGAUUCGGAAGGAAUGGACCCAGAGCGGCUAAAGGCCUUCAAUAUGUUUGUACGCCUUUUUGUGGAUGAGAAUCUGGACCGCAUGGUUCCCAUCUCCAAACAGCCCAAAGAGAAGAUCCAGGCCAUCAUUGAAUCCUGCAGCAGGCAGUUUCCUGAGUUCCAGGAGCGAGCUCGCAAGCGCAUCCGCACUUACCUCAAAUCCUGCCGCCGCAUGAAGAAGAAUGGCAUGGAGAUGACCAGGCCCACCCCGCCCCACCUGACCUCAGCCAUGGCCGAGAACAUCCUGGCAGCAGCUUGCGAGAGUGAGACGCGGAAAGCAGCCAAAAGAAUGCGGCUGGAGAUCUACCAAACGUCACAGGAUGAGCCGGUUGCCCUGGACAAGCAGCACUCCCGGGACUCGGCCGCCAUCACUCAUUCGUCCUACACACUGCCAGCCUCUUCUUUCUCCCAAGAUCCCGUCUAUAUCAACGGGAGCCUGAACUACAGUUACCGGAGCUACGGAAGCCUUGGAGGCAGCCUGCAACCUGCCUCCUCACUCCAGACAGGGAAUCACAGUAAUGGCCCCACCGACCUCAGCAUGAAAAGUGGGGCGCCCAGUACCCCCACCCCUGCCACCACCAACAGCACGAACAGGGGGGUGCCAGCCGCCCAGCUCAGCCCCACGGAGAUCAGUGCGGUGCGGCAGCUGAUCGCCGGCUACCGGGAGUCCGCAGCCUUCCUCCUCCGCUCUGCAGAUGAACUGGAAAACCUCAUUUUACAGCAGAACUGACUGCUGGCCUCCCUUUGGCUCCUGUGCCAGAAGACACUGUCCUUUGCUUGCAGAGGGGCUCCCUUUGAUAAUCUGCUCAGGACUGGCCAUUGCUCUGCCUACCAACCACCUCCAAGCUGGCACAGGUUCUGACUAUUUUUUAUAAGGUGGGAUCCAAAAAGAUCUGUUUCUUCUUGGAGCAGGAGCCCAGGGCCUGAGGACCUGCCUUUUGAACCUGCCUGCGCCAGUGCACUCCAACACCGACCCAAAGGAGCCGGCCUGCAGCCUGGAGAGACGUAGGACUAUUUGGGGGGGGAGGAAGACGUUGGGGUGGGGAGAGCUGGGGGGGGGAUGGAGCUACAGGCACAGUCAGAAUUUACUUUUGUAGAGCCCCCUUUCCAGCACCUGCCCCCCCCAUCCUGCCUCUUCCAUGUCUUAGAAAUUCCAUAUUUAUUGAGAAACGGGCCCUUCCUCGCCAGGAUUUCUCCUCCCCUUCUCCCUCUCUCCCCCCCACCCCCUAAUUUAUUUUUCUUUCUUUUUUGAAAAUGAAUUUUUGAGUUUGUACAGAUUUGCCACUUUUGUGUCUGUCAGAUGAGGAGGAGGUUUAAUCCUGCACAGUCACACAUUCCGUCCCGUGUUCCCGGGGGGCUGGAGGGUGAGGAUGAGGAGACCAGCCGCCCAGCCAGCUGCAGACCCUCUGCUUCUCCUCCCCCUUUUCCACCAGGCAGCCCUAUGGCAGAAGCCGCGGGGCUCAGAGGCCAGCCCUGUCCCCCAGCCACUUCCAGUUAGCAGGACUUGCUCUGGUCACUUUAAAGGAAAAGCCCCUGGGGCCCAGAAGAGAAGCAGCUGCCCAGCCUUCUUCCUCCACACUCUACCUCACUCUGCGUUGUGGGUUUUUUCCAGACUCGGGGAGAGUCCAGUCGUCAACCCUCAGGGGCAUUUGAGCCAGCAGACCAGGCCUCUUCCUCGCUGCCCUUCCUAACUUUGUUUUUUGGAGAGGGGCUUGCUCAAGGCAAGGUUGCAUUAGCUACAUGAAGGGGAAAGGGAAGGGACGAAAUGCAGCUUCCUGUUCACGUCAUUCCUGGAGGGGUUU